AUGCCUGUGGAAAAAUUUAUCAAGAGGUAUGAGAAUGCUGGGUUAGCUGAUGAUGCUUCUGCUCAAGAUUUGGCCAGACAGAUUAUCUCUUUUAUCCAUGGAAAUGACCUCAAGGAUGAAGUGGAAGAAAUGACUGGCCAUGAGGACUCAGACUGGGAACUCUUGAAGAAACAAUUACUCAACAGGUUUGGAUCCUCUUUACCCUUGGUCAAAUACUCUAGACAGGACUUGAAGAGGAUGGUCAACACUGCUAUCCAGGCUGGAGGGAUCAAAACUCUGGAGGAAUUCAAGGCUUUCAGGACUAAAUUUGAGACCAUCACCAACUACCUCACCAGGAUGGGCUAUACUACCAGCUUGGAGGAAUUCAGGGAGCUCUUACUGGAAUCACUCAGUCCUGAUUUGGAAUCUUCAGUCACCAAGGAACUCAUCAGGGACAACAAGAUGCUAGCUUCCAAGGAUGGUGGGGACAUUCUCCCAAAUACUCAAGUUAUCCUUACCUACAUACACAGAGAGGUUCAAUCAGCAUCAGUCAUGGACAGAAGAAAACUCUACAGGAUGGAACCCCACAGGGAAAUGGCCAACUCACCUUCUUCUGCCAAUCCUGCUCCCUCCUCCACUCCUAAGGAUCUUCCCCCAGCCUUCAGACAAACAACUCCAUUCAACUCUGGUGGACUUGAACAGAAAGUUGAAGAACUCACCAGGAAAUUUGCAGCCCUUUCUGCUGGAAAAAUGGUCCCUCCUCACCUUUCUGGUUCAACUCCUUAUCAGUCCAACCCACCUGCUCCCAGAAAUCCAGACUUCAAGUGUUACUACUGUUUCCUCAACAACCAUGGCACCAAGAAAUGCAACUCACUUCUGUAUGAUGAGUCCAUUGGCGCAGUAUCCAGGGAUGGCAGAGACUUCAAACUCCCAGACAGCACUACUAUUCCAUGGGAUGUCAGCAGGCCCAUCAAGCAAGUAGUGGACCAAUUUUCCAGGAAUUCAGUCAACAUAUCUUCAUCCUUUGGUCAAUUACAGGAAGUGGAAGCUGAAGAAGUUGGCGCCUAUGAAGUGGACCUAGGAAAAAGGACUAGAUCAUCAAAGGAAGAGGACACCCCAGCAUCAGACAAGAGAUCCAGAAAAGAGAAGAAUACCCUCAUGGACAUGGAUGAAGAGGACCUACUUAAAAUGGCCAACCCUUCCAAUCCUUCCAACCCUUCCAACUCAUCCAAACCUAGUUCAACUCCACCCCCAGCUUCCCCUAAAUCUGCCAGUCAACCAAACAAGGUCAGAUUUCAAGAGCCAUCAGGACAAGAAUCUGCAAAAGAAAAGCCAGCAAAGAAGACUUACUUGGAGAAGACCUUGGCCAAGGAAUACCCAGGAGUGGAAGAAGAAACAGCCAAGAGGAUGCUCAUGGGAGGAAAACUGGAACUCAGCUUUGGAGAAAUUUUUGCUAUAUCUUCUGGAGUUACUGACUGCUUCAAGAAAAGGAUUUCCAACAAACGGGUACCUGUGGAGGAGGCCAUUUCAACACACUCUGGAGCCUUGGAUGAAACUGAUGGAGAAGAAGACUCAAUCACUCACUACUCUUGCCCCCUUGGAUAUAUCAACCUCUCUGUCAAAGGCCAUGAAUAUCAAGCCCUUCUGGAUACUGGAUCAAUGGUCAACCUUAUUCCUCUUGGAUUGGCUUAG
This is a messenger RNA of Puccinia graminis f. sp. tritici CRL 75-36-700-3, 1671 nucleotides long. RefSeq lists its product as uncharacterized. The record is from RefSeq and is a predicted model, not a curated record. NCBI's taxonomy places the organism in Eukaryota, Fungi, Basidiomycota, Pucciniomycetes, Pucciniales, Pucciniaceae. Bases 1 to 1671 code for a protein of 556 amino acids. The transcript has a single exon.